UUAAUUUUCCAAAUGUGAACAGGAGGGGUUAACAUGGAUUCAUGUAAAAUGUACGAGUAUGUGACGAUGAAAAUGUAUAGAGAUGGGCUCAGCUGAAAAGUCCAAUUUAAAUGUGGUGUGUUUUCUAAAGGUAGGUAGGACAGGUAAGCUACAGACUGCACUGUGUGCUGUGAACAAACAUAGGCCUAUCCUACCACAGUGGGCUAGGUAUCUCAACAGCCAGGAGCGCAAAAGUGUCAGUGCGCCUCGUCUCAGUUUUUGGAAACUACUCUGUGGUGCGUGAGAGAACAGCUUGGAGCUUAACAUUUCAUAAGUCUGGUGGUUUCAAAACUGUCGUCUCCCUGAUCAUAGAGGAUAUAUUUUGUUAGACUAUGUGUGUAGUCUCAGCCAAACGAAAAGGUUCCGGUCAACAACGUUAACAACUUUCAAGUCGGGAAUACAGCACUGCAACAGCGUGGAAGGUAUUUCUCAUAGAUGUUCACUCAAUUGGAAAGAGGCCUACAGCUAGAGACGACCAAACUUAAUUCUCUUAAACUCGAAUUGGAGGAGGAGAUUGACGUAGAGAGUCUUGACGGAUGUCUGCCCGAGGUUCUGCACGGCGGCGCGGAGAAAGGAGCGAACGAGUCGGCGGUACACCAGACGGCGACGCCGCGCAAAAUUACCCGAAGCCCCAAAUGCGCCCGCUGUCGGAACCACGGCGUGGUGUCUUGCCUCAAAGGCCACAAGCGCUUCUGUCGUUGGCGUGACUGCCAGUGCGCGAACUGUCUGCUGGUGGUGGAGAGGCAGCGGGUGAUGGCUGCACAAGUUGCCCUGCGGAGACAGCAGUCGACAGAGGGUAAGAAAGGGGUGAAGGGAGCUGCACCAUUCCGUCGCACUGCUUAUCAGCGCUACACCAGAGCCCCUAGCAUCUUAGCGAAGAGUAUCCUAGAGGGUUACAAACCCCUAGCGGUGGAGGACGGGCCCUGGGCCAAGCGAGGCCACUCCCCAUCGGUCAGUGCCAGGAUGAGGAAGAGAAGGGCGUUUGCUGAUAAGGAACUGGAUAGUGUGAUGCUGGAGAGAGAGCUGAGACAGAGAGAGCUGUCAGGUUUCACCCUGUUUCACCACGCGGCCCUGGCAGGGAUGCCCGCCUCCCCGCUCAAUGACCCCAGGGCGGCCGCCUACGUGCCCGCGUACAAAUACAAACCAGGUCCUUUGCUGUACGAGUGUGACCUCCGCUGUCACCAGGAAGAGCUCAACGCCAGAUCGACUGAUAGCAGUUAUGAUUACGGUCAGUUCAUCUCACAGUGUAAAGCUAACUCUGGGGUUCUGGAAAACCCGGAGGGAGCUAGGGAGAGAGCACUGGAGAGUUGGGAUUGCUCGGGAAAGAGGGAGACAUAUCACAAGCCGUUACUCGUGCCCUUACUACAACUCCAACAGUGGGGCGGUAGUUACUCAGAAAGGUCUGCUGAUUUGGAUACGUUGGAGGCUGGGCCAAAAACUGUCAAAUACGAUCCAACAGCCAUCAUGCCAAAAAUAGCCCUCACACACUCUGACUCUCGUUUAGAAGCUGGGCAUUUGUUUCCGGGAGCGCAAGAACCCUUCAGAUGCUGCGGGUUCCCAGAGCCUGACCUCUUCUCACAGAAGGACAUGUCAGCAGGGGGGAGUAGCCAUCUCGACAGACUUCACGUAAACUCAGUGAAGCCCGCAGUAGCAAGGCGGCCACUACCGUUCUCAGUGGAGUCACUGCUAAGGGCCUGAGGACCUCAUGUUCAAAAGUAUGUCUUCUAUAACCACACUGGUUCCUCUGAAAUCUCUAACUGGUGAUAUACAGUAUUUAAAAAAAUAAGUGUACUCAAACCUAUUUGAAGCUUAGUUUUUCUCAACAUUUAUUGUAAGCAUUGUAAGAUAUUGCAGUUUUAAGCCCGCAGUACAGUACAUACACCCAUGGCAAUUAUAGUUAGUGUGCCCAUAUUAUAAUCUGCAGACAUGUUGUAAAUGUAAACAACAAUAUGUUGCUAACCCAAAAUCAUGAUACAUUUUCUUUUCUUAUUUCUAACGUGACCACUAUUAAAUUUGUUUAUACUGUGUUAUUAUAAAUAACUUACAAUUCAAUACUUUGGCUAAUGUAAAUGUAAAACCAGGCCAAACAAUAUCAUAUUAAAUGAUUCAGAUGAUACAUUUGUUUUCACAUGUUACAUUUCUUUGAAAAAGUAAAAAUGUAGACCUCUGUGACUGAACUACUGCCCAAAAUGUUAAUAUGUGGAAUCAUAACGUCUUAACUGCCAGCUGCUGACCUUGAUCUCAGGAAUAACACAGUCAAAAGAAACAUUGUGGGGUUCAAAAAUCCCUUGAAUUCUGUUAUAUGCUGUACAGUGCCAAUGAAAACAGUUUUAAAGCUAAUUAUCUGGACAGUAUAAAUAGA
Molecule: messenger RNA, 2401 nt
Organism: Esox lucius (northern pike)
Lineage: Eukaryota; Metazoa; Chordata; Actinopteri; Esociformes; Esocidae
Gene: dmrt2b
Product: doublesex and mab-3 related transcription factor 2b
Exons: 3
Coding region: 475-1737 (420 amino acids)
Biological process (GO): sex differentiation; regulation of transcription by RNA polymerase II
Cellular component (GO): nucleus
Molecular function (GO): DNA-binding transcription factor activity, RNA polymerase II-specific; RNA polymerase II cis-regulatory region sequence-specific DNA binding
Source: RefSeq, a predicted model, not a curated record